UGUCGGCGCCGGUAACGAUGAGCGGAGACGGCAAAGCGGGGAAGGUGAGGGCGACCUUCUCGGUGGUGGCGGUGGGGGUUGUGCUGCUGUUGGUGGCCGUGAGCACCGAUCACUGGGCAGUGCUCAGCCCGAGCGUCGCCCAACACAACGGCACAUGCGAACGGGCGCACUUCGGGCUGUGGAGACUCUGCACAGAGACGGCGCUCGUCCGAGCGUCCGGUCCGGACAGCGGAGGCUGCGGGGCGGACGGUCUAACCAGAGAGCAUAACUGCACCUACUUCAAACACUUUACCUCUGGGGAGAAUGCAGAGAUAUUCCAAGUCACCACACAAAAGGAAUUCAGCAUAUCAGCGGCAGCGAUCGCCAUAAUCAGCAUCGCCUUCGUGCUCCUGGGCACAGUCUGCGUCCUGCUGUCCUUCAACAAGAGGCUGGACUACCUCCUGAAGCCAGCGGCCAUGUUCCUGACCUUCUCAGGCUUGUGUAUCGCCAUAUCGGUGGAGGUCACACGGCAGUCAGUGAAGCGAAUGAUCGACAGUGAAGAAACCAUCUGGAUCCAGUACUAUUACGCCUGGUCCUUUGCCUGCGCCUGUGCUGCCUUUGUCAUCCUCGUCAUUGGUGGGAUCACGCUUCUCCUGAUCUCCCUGCCUAGCAUGCCCCAAAACCCCUGGGAAUCGUGCAUGGACGCUCCGCCGGAAUAGCGAGACUGAGGAGGAACCAGGCACUGCUGAGCGCUCGCUGGGGAAACAGCGCUUGUGCAGGAAAAAGUGCUUUUAUUUUGUGAAACCACAGGCCAGUGUUCAGAGGGAGCCUCGCCUCUGGUCUCCGGCUGCUCUUUAAUAAUAAAGACAUUACAAGGAAUUGAGUUGACCAUCGACACAGCGUGAUAUUUGUGUCUCAUCUUCAGAACCACAGCGAGCGCAUCUAUUAUGGCUAAGAGUGAGGGGUACUUGGGGAGUGAGUAGCCCUACUAAUGUUAACUCUACUCCCUCACCCUCAAACUCUUAACUUCACAUCACGACUUCCAAGAGUCGUCUGCUGUUUUCACAGAGAUGGAACACAAAGGCUUUGAAUUCCUUGUUACGGAUUUUGAGGCGGAGGAGGACUGGCGAGAUCCCCUCUUUGAAUGUUGUUUGUUUGGUGCAUCAGAGCGGAUGGGGCCACAUGAACAAAACAGACAGUUUUCAGCCAAUAAGUGCGGAUGAUGAACGUGGGAAAUUACUGAUCAUCUCAACCACAAGUUCAACACUGAUGCUUCUGAUUAACUCAAUCUGCACGUCAUCCAUCCAACUUUACCACAGUUUAGUCCAUUAACUUUGUACUUCCCAGGAGACAGUUUCUUCAGCGGGUUGCUCCAGCUCGCUCUAUUGCAACAUUUUGACCUUAAAAAAAAAGUGCUGAAACACGACGAUGGAAUUGUUAGAAGUUGGAAUUUGCGUGCUUUCCCAUUGCCUGACUGUUCUGUGAUCAGCGUUCAGAUGCUGGUUUUAAAUCAACAGUUUCAGGGAGAUAUAUAUAUAUAUAAUAUACGUACAGAGUCUGUAAAGAGCUUUGAGACAUAAGGCGCUAUAUCAAAUGCAAGGAAUAUUAUUGUUAAUAUUAUCAUGCAGUGUUUGAAAGGUGAUUUUGAAGACCAACUACUCACUUGUAAUAUUCCUUAAUUAAGAAAUGCGGGAGGUCUGAUGCUGAUGGGUGGGAUUUCUGUUCUAACAAUCUUUAUUCAGUCGCAGAGAGCUGCACAAAGCAAUGGCCAGAAGGGAGUCUCCGCUCAGAUUUCUUAAUUAAAAAAUCCCAUAAAAUUGACCCCGUUUACACAUCUCACAAUGAAAGAAAUAACAAAAUUUUGGAUAACACAGUAUUAUAGACAUCACUUCUGGAAAACAAGCUUGGCGAGCGCUUAUUGUAUUUGUUCCGAAUUCGUCUUGAACAUUGUGUGGUUUGAAAUGUGUCCCAAGUCUUUGGCGUUCAUAUGUAUUUGGGCACAUAAUCAUGAACAAAGCAAUAACAGCUAAAAUAUUGCAAAGCAUUCACUACUAGACUGUACACUGCUAAAUUGGUAUUUUUUAUUAUUAUUAUAAAUUGAUAUCAGAUGGAUUGUGCAGAGACUUCAGGAUCAGACAAAAUCAGUAGGGUUUAAAUAAAGUCAUAACAAAGUGGAACAUUUUAUUCAAAUUAAUCUCAUUUACCAGGGUUUAUUUGCAUGCUGACGAAACACUCCCUUUACAGCAGUAACAGGUAUAGCGUACCUAUGCUGAAACAUAACAGUGUGGUUUAAAUGUGGUUGACAGCAGAAGGGCACAAUAAGUACUGAAAUGAAUAAGCUGUUCAGCCUUUUUUGAAGAAGAAUUUGCAUUUGGCAGCACCUCGUUGUGUCUCGGUGAGUCGGAGCCCUUCACACGUAAUUACGAUGUAGUGUAGUGACUGUUUCUUUAACGCUCUGUGAUGCAAGGUGAGACAAGCAUUUUCACUGCAAUUUGAUAAUGCAUCCAAAAAAAGUUUUUUUUUUAAAAAGGAUAAUGUACAUGGUUAGAUGUAUUCAGCUCUUUGUAUGCUUGAUGCUAAUGAAGUCCCAGUGCAGACGCAAUAGUGCAUGGAGCUGCUGUGUAUUGUCAGAUACAAUUUGAGUGAUUGUAUAGCAUGCUUACUACACCCCGACUGCUCUUAUAAGAAAUAAACCUACAUUUUGUUCGACUUCCCUUGGCCUUGCCUACUUCGCAAACUUAUUUUAAACCCCUGAAACCGUGUGGCCUUUCUUUACUGAACGUGAUGGUGCUCGAUUUACUCUUUGACCUGAUAAAAGAACAAAUAAAUGGAUUUUCAAAAA
Callorhinchus milii (elephant shark) is the source of this 2821-nucleotide messenger RNA. RefSeq names its product voltage-dependent calcium channel gamma-1 subunit. Bases 18 to 698 code for a protein of 226 amino acids. The transcript is spliced from 4 exons. Gene Ontology annotation, biological process: regulation of calcium ion transmembrane transport via high voltage-gated calcium channel; calcium ion transmembrane transport. Lineage: Eukaryota; Metazoa; Chordata; Chondrichthyes; Chimaeriformes; Callorhinchidae. Gene Ontology annotation, molecular function: calcium channel regulator activity; voltage-gated calcium channel activity. The record is from RefSeq and is a predicted model, not a curated record. Gene Ontology annotation, cellular component: L-type voltage-gated calcium channel complex; membrane.